Python bivittatus (Burmese python) is the source of this 2814-nucleotide messenger RNA. RefSeq names its product adenylate kinase 1 (gene AK1). Gene Ontology annotation, biological process: ATP metabolic process; nucleoside triphosphate biosynthetic process. Gene Ontology annotation, molecular function: nucleoside diphosphate kinase activity; AMP kinase activity; ATP binding. The record is from RefSeq and is a predicted model, not a curated record. NCBI's taxonomy places the organism in Eukaryota, Metazoa, Chordata, Lepidosauria, Squamata, Pythonidae. Gene Ontology annotation, cellular component: cytoplasm.
GGCCGCCAGAGCCGGGCUGGACGAGGAAGGGAAGGGAAGGGAAGGGCCAAGCCGGGCGUCCCAACAGGGCGAUGAGCGACCCGGCCGACGCUGGCGACUACGUCUCCCGCCGGGAGAUCCCGCGGCUCUUCGAGAGCAUGUUGACGGGUCUGAUGUAUUACCGGCCUGAAGACCCCAUCGGUUACCUCGAAGGCUGUUUGAAGAAAGUCCGGGAAAUGGGUGGUCCGGAGGUGCUGCAAUGGGACACUUUCAUCAGCCAGGAAGAGCUGGGCAUGCAACCUGUGGCCGACGGGCUGAACAGGAAGCCCAUCUCCCGGGCAGGUCCCAUCACAGCCCUGUUCAGCUCAUACCAGGAAGUACCCUCCAUCAAGACCCAGUUCUCCAUCGAGAGUGACUCCGAUAUGACCGAAUCCACUGGGUUAAUCCAAGAAUACAACGUAUUUGAUCCUGAACGUCCCCGUCCUAAGAUCAUUUUUGUGAUAGGGGGUCCCGGGAGCGGGAAGGGGACUCAAAGCCAGAGAAUGGCCUCUCACUUCGGUUUCGUCUGCAUUUCCAUCGGGGAAAUCCUGCGUGGCCAGUUGAUCCACCAUGCCACCAGCGACAGGAAGUGGGAGUUGAUUGCCAAGAUCAUUGCCAAUGGAGAGUUAGCCCCACCGGAAACGACCAUUGAGGAGUUGAAGCAACAGUUCAUCAAGCAGCCAGAUGCCAAAGGUUUCGUGGUGGAUGGAUUUCCCCGAGACAUUGGCCAGGCCUUCAUGUUUGAAGAGCAGGUUGGUUCUCCAGAUGUUGUGGUAUUCUUGGCUUGCUCAAGCCAACGGCUCCGGCAACGGCUAGAAGAACGGGCCGAGGAACAAGGCCGCUUGGAUGAUAACCCCCAUGCCAUUGAGCGCAGGCUGGAGACCUUCAAGCAGAAUGCUCAGUUGAUUGUGAAGUACUACCAGGAGAAGGGAGCCGUGGUCCGGUUCGAUGCAGACAGAGAAGAAGAUGAAAUAUUUGCUGCCAUCCGCUCCUGUGUUCAGCAACGGUUGCAUCCAGGUGGAAAAAGAAUUCCAGAUUUGCCACUGCACAAUGUCUUCAGCCCGAGCCAGGACUCUCCAAAGGAAGAGCAGAAAGAGGAGCAGGGGGAGGAUUUCUUCCCCUCAGAACCUCUUGGAAUGGCAGCAGAAAAGUUGAAAAACCACAAAAUCAUCUUCGUCGUGGGGGGACCAGGUUCUGGGAAGGGGACACAGUGUGAGAAGAUUGUCGAAAAGUAUGGCUACACCCACUUGUCCACCGGCGACCUGCUGCGGGCGGAGGUCAGUUCUGGCUCCGAGAGGGGGAAGAAGCUCUCGGCCAUCAUGGAAAAAGGAGAGUUAGUCCCUCUGGAUACUGUCCUUGACAUGCUGAGGGACGCCAUGUUAUCCAAAGCAGAUCAGUCCAAAGGCUACCUGAUUGAUGGUUACCCCCGGGAGGUGAAACAGGGCGUGGAAUUUGAGAAGAAGAUUACUGCCCCCAGCCUGCUUCUGUACGUGGAUGCCGAGAAGGACACCAUGGUGAAACGGCUGCUGAAACGAGGAGAAACCAGCGGGCGCGUGGAUGACAAUGAGGAGACCAUCAAGAAGCGUUUGGAGACGUACUACAAGGCCACCGAGCCUGUCAUCGCCUACUACGAGAAAAAGGGAAUUGUCUCCAAGAUCAACGCGGAAGGCUCGGUGGACGACGUUUUCAAGCAAGUCUGCACUCACCUGGAUGCUCUCAAGUAAACCUUCCCUUCGUCCCCCCCGGACCCAGACUUCUGCAGACGCGCCCCUGAACGAGCGCCUCUCCUCUCCCCGCCCCACCGCUCUGCCUCCCAUGUCAUCUCCAAAGGCCGCGAGGGAGGAAGUGGCUUCAUCCUGUUUUCGUGGACAGAGCCCCAUGGAGGAAAUUUCAAGGACAAAGCGUUUGGCUUCCUUAGACCUUCUCUCGCAAAGUAAAGCACGCUCUUGUGAGAUGAGAUGUUUUUAUCUUUUUUUUUUUUGUAAUGUGUUUUUCCCCCUCAACCGGGGGGCAAAAAACAUGUCUUUUUAUUCCUGUUUCCAGGGGUUGAUCAAGGUAGGGAAGGUCCUGUGGAUUCCACCCCAGACGAGGUGGAACGAGGACAAUCCACUCCAGAGCCCCUCGUUGGACUGCAGACCCCAUUCUCCCCAGCCAGAGAGGCGGAUGCGCAGGGAUCUUUUAUCCGGCAAGAGCUGGGGGGGGGUGUUAAGCAUGGGGGGAGGGGAAGGCUGGCUGGGGGUGAUGGGAGUUGUAGUCGUAAACCUCUGGAGCACCUCCCACCCUCUGUACCUUGACACGAAUCAUUCAGAGCAAGCUUUGGAGGCUUCGAAACCUCCUUUUAGACCCGCAAAGGUUCAAAUUCUUGAACAGGCUGAUAAAUUUCCCCAGGCCUCGGCAAACUAGAUCUCCGUGGGCCAGUAGAGCUUAAUUUUUAUUUGGAAGGAAGAAAUGGAAGACGUCUUCCAACGCACAAGCUCCCGUCUGUGCUAUCAAGCAAUCCAGCCAUCCUCAGAAGAAUUCAAGCUUGCAACUGGAAAAAGAGAAAUCCGGCGAGGGUGCAAACUUUCUCCCCGGGGAGAGAAGAGGGCAGGGGGUGCAAGGGUGCCCCUCAGAAGAUCAGGCUAUUUUUUCUAGUCUUUCACCCCCCCUGUCCACCCCCACUAGUCCUGGUUCUGUGUAUCCUUGUAGGCUGAAUUUCCUUAGCAACUAAACAUUGCCAGUCACAGAUCGCCUUCUCCUUUGUCUCUGUGCAAAGGUCCCCUUUCUUCUUUUUAUUUGCUUUCUCUAAAGUAAUUC